AUGUCCUCCCCAGACCACCUAACCCCCUCCGAACUCGGAACAAAAGAAUACUGGAACACCCUCUACACCCGCGAACUAACAAACCACACCUCCAACCCCGCCGACAUAGGCACAAUCUGGUUCGACGACUCCGACGCCGAAACAAAAAUGAUUCAAUUCCUAAACACCCUCCCCCUCCCCCAGGACACAACCUUCCUCGACCUCGGCUGCGGCAACGGCUCCAUCCUCCUCUCCCUGCGGGAAGACUUCCCCGGCCGCGCCCUCGGCGUAGACUACAGCCCGCAAAGCAUAGCGCUCGCCAAACAAGUCGCAUCCUCAAAGGACCUAGAGGACAUUGAAUUUCGAGAAUGGGACAUAAUCGGGGGUUCAUACGACGCGGUGCUGACGGACGCCCAAAAAGACGGAUGGGACGUUGUUCUCGAUAAAGGCACCUUCGAUGCCAUUUCGUUGUCGGAGCAAAAGGAGCAGGGGAGACGGCUUUGCGAACUGUAUCCCCGACGGGUGGUGCCGCUUGUGAAGAAGGGGGGCGUGUUUUUGGUGACGAGUUGUAAUUGGACGGAGGAGGAGUUGACGAAUUGGUUUACGGGGGAGGAUGCGGGCGGUGCGUUUGUCGUGGAGGGACGGGUGGAAUAUAGGACGUUUAGUUUUGGGGGUGUCAAGGGGCAGACUAUUAGUACCUUGUGCUUUAGGAGGGUAUGA
This is a messenger RNA of Pochonia chlamydosporia 170, 699 nucleotides long. RefSeq names its product S-adenosylmethionine-dependent methyltransferase of the seven beta-strand family. NCBI's taxonomy places the organism in Eukaryota, Fungi, Ascomycota, Sordariomycetes, Hypocreales, Clavicipitaceae. Gene Ontology annotation, cellular component: cytoplasm. Bases 1 to 699 code for a protein of 232 amino acids. Gene Ontology annotation, molecular function: protein-lysine N-methyltransferase activity. The record is from RefSeq and is a predicted model, not a curated record. The transcript has 2 exons. Gene Ontology annotation, biological process: peptidyl-lysine dimethylation; peptidyl-lysine monomethylation.